Molecule: messenger RNA, 303 nt
Organism: Penicillium taxi
Lineage: Eukaryota; Fungi; Ascomycota; Eurotiomycetes; Eurotiales; Aspergillaceae
Product: CFEM domain-containing protein
Exons: 3
Coding region: 1-303 (100 amino acids)
Source: RefSeq, a predicted model, not a curated record
AUGAAGCUCUCUAUUUUCGUCCCUCUGGCUGCUUUCCUCGCUUUUACGGUGGCCGAGUUGAAUGAAGUUGACCCAAGCCCAUGUCUGAACCGAUGCUUGACUGAGGCUGCUGCUGUGGCUGGGUGCAUCUCACAAUAUGACACAAAAUGUACUUGCCCAAGUGCAGCAUUCAAGGAUACACUCGGUGACUGUAUUAACACUUCAUGUACACCGGCUGAUUUGCAAGAUGCUCUCACUUUACAUACGCAACGGUGUGAUACUCCACAGACUGACUCCUUUGGAGUCAAGGCCAAGGCUACUUGA